This is a messenger RNA of Antechinus flavipes (yellow-footed antechinus), 2721 nucleotides long. RefSeq names its product pulmonary surfactant-associated protein D-like. Lineage: Eukaryota; Metazoa; Chordata; Mammalia; Dasyuromorphia; Dasyuridae. Gene Ontology annotation, cellular component: multivesicular body; rough endoplasmic reticulum. Bases 17 to 739 code for a protein of 240 amino acids. Gene Ontology annotation, biological process: surfactant homeostasis; positive regulation of phagocytosis. The record is from RefSeq and is a predicted model, not a curated record. The transcript is spliced from 4 exons.
UUCCAGGUCUGAGAAAAUGCUUCUCCUUGGUAUUUUCCAAUUUCUCAUGCUGGCAUUAUCACUGACUGUGGCCUCUGAGGAAGGAACAAUUACAUGUGAAUUUAGAAAGAACGCAUGCAAUAUUGUGUCCUGUGGAUUACCAGGUCAAGAUGGGAGCCAGGGUCCAAAAGGAGAAAAAGGAGACCAAGGUCGUCCUGGAAAAGUUGGCCCCACAGGGAUUAAAGGAGAUCUGGGCUCUAUGGGGCCCAAAGGACCAAAAGGAGAAAAAGGAGAAAUUGGAGAACUUAUUCCACUCAAGUCACAAAUAACUGCUUUGCAAGGAGAAAUGAGGACACUGCAGGAUCUCAUGCAGAAAUAUAGAAAAGUUAUGAUAUUGCUUGGUGCCAAAACUGUGGAUGAUAAAUGGUUUGUAGUAGCAGCAUCUGAAGGGACAUUUGAAGAGGGAAAGAGAAUAUGUUCACAAAGGGGUGCUCUGCUGGCAUCCCCCCAGAAUGCCAGGGAAAACAGAGCUUUGCAAGAACUGGCUCAAGAGUUUAACAGGAACAUCUACUUGGGAAUAAGUGAUGAGAAGAUUGAAGGUACAUUUCAGUAUCACAAUGGACAAACUCUCAGCUAUACAAAUUGGGCAAAUGGUGAACCCAAUGGUGGAACGAAAGAGAACUGUAUUGAACUCUACACCAAUGGUCAAUGGAAUGAUAAAUCAUGUACAGAAAAAAGACUAAUUGUUUGUGGAUUUUAGGUCAUACCAAAGUUUUAAAGGGGCAACUGUGUUGACUGGUGUUGCUGAUGCUCUCUUAAAGGAUUUCCUGUGUAGGGGUUCUGUCUUCAUCUAUGAGAUAAGGGCAAGAUUUGGCAUUUGCCUUGAUCCCUUAAGUAAGAUUCAUUACAAAUUUAGCUGACUUUAUGUCCUUAAGAAAAUUAAUUGAAGGAAAAGUUGCCACCAAGAUAUAGUACAAGCUUGUAAAUAAUGAAACAUGAUGUGCAUAGGGGAAUUCGAUCUAGGACUUUUUGACGAUGCUCUGAGGAAAUACACAAGAAAACAAUAGAAAGAAUCUGAUAAGAAAUGUAAUGAUAGGCAAUGGCCAAAGAUGGAAAAGCUAUUUAAAUAUGGACUUUAAACAUUGUAGGUGACAGUUCAGAGACUGAGAUAUCAUUUUAAAAAUAAAAUAUUUCAAUAUUACAUGUUAUGACAUAAUAUUGGAAAUAACACAGGUCAAAACAAUUAUAGAAUUGCCAGAUUUGAAAGUUGGGUCCAAUCAGAGGCAACCCAAGGCUCAAAUUUCCUCCACAAUGCAUAUUUGUUCCACUUUGAUAUGAAUGACAAAAACCUUACUACAUUCUAAGGCAGCCUCCUUCCAUUGCUGGCCAAUUCUUCUUCAAAAAUUCUCCCUUAUAAUGAAUCCAAACUUGCCAUCCUACUCAGCCCUAAAACUUCAAAUCAUUGAUCAUUGUUAUCUCUUCUGAAACUACAUAGGGAAAUUCUAAUUUAUCUUCUACUUAACAUUGUUAAUGACACACAACUUCUGCAAACAUUUUUUAAAAAAAAAUAACUGGAAAUGGGAAUGAUAUUUCUCUCAUCCCAUGCUAUAUCUUCUCCAGGUUAAAUAUUACUCACUACUCCAACCAUUUUUUUUUUAUGAUUUAACUUCCAGGCCCUUAUUAGCCUCUAUAAAUUUCUUCCAUUUCACAAAUUCUGCUUUUUAAGAAGUUAUUUUCUUUUUCCACUUCACAAAUUCUGUUUUCCUAGGAAUUUUUACUUUUCCCAUUUCACAAAUUCUGUUUUCCAGGGAGUUGUUUUCUUUUUCCACUUUAUCAAAUCUAUUUUUAAUGAGUUACAUGCCUUUUCCAAACCUUCUUGCAAAGUUUUCCUUUCCUUUUCCCAUUAUUCUUCUAGCUUCUUUUGAGAACCUUUUUAAUUUCUUCUAAGAGAGCCUUGUGUGAUGGAGACCAGGUUAUAUCACCCUUUUGGGGCUUCAUCUGGAAACAAUCUACUUUUAGUCUCCUCAGGGUUUGAAAUCUGUUUUCUUUCAUCAUAAGAGCUGUCUAUAGUUAGAGUUUGCUUUACCUUUUUACUCAUUAUUUUUAAAAGUUGGAGUCUGCUUUUAGGGCAAGGAAGGUUUUCCAAGUUUCCUCUACAGGAACAGGGAGUGGCAAGACAGCAACAGCCGCUGCACUGGGUCAGUGCUGACUCACUCCCAGUGCUGGGUGGACAUGACCAGGUCCCAUGAAAUUCUGGCCUUUUGGGGUUCACUUUUUACCCUCUUCAUUUGUGGUGGAUGUUUUAUAACUUCUCUGCUGAUCCAUUCGCUUGCAAACAGGGCAGAGUAGUCAACACUGUGGUAGAGUCCUCCUGUAGAUUCUUCACUGCCCAGAAUCUGCACUGCCCUGCAGAGACUGCACCACCCCAGGUCUACACAGCAUGCACUGACAUCCUGCACCAGGCCUCUCUCCCUCCGUGUCUAACCAAAAUGGACCUUUUCUGGCAAUGUUCAAAAUUAUCUUCUGCUGUUAAUUUGCUGCAGUCACAAUAUUCACAAAUUCUGCUGGUCUAGAACUAAUGUAGAGGCUGAUUUUGGUAAUUAGUUAAGGUCCUGGGAGAAGUUCAGAAAGAAAAGUGUAUCCUUUCUUGGCUCCACCCUCUAUAAAUUUCUUAAGUGCACAUUUGUCUUUGUAUUCCCUAUGCCUGCACAUACUAGGAGUUUAAUAAAUACUUGAUGAUCA